UUUGUUUUAUGUUGCAUUCUGGAUUGGAGGCCUCCGACGCGCGCAUUUUUCAAGAGCUUCGAGCGUGGGGAUCGCACUAUUAGAUGGAAUCGUCUGGUAGAGGUCGCGGUGGUUUUCGUGGUUCGUUUGGAGCUAGGGGAAGGGGACGUGGACGAGGGCGUGGUCGUGGACGAGGUCGUGGUCGUGGAGUUGCAACAAAAGAAUGGAAGCCUGUUACUCAGUUGGGACGUCUGGUAUUCGACAGGAAAAUCACUACAUUAGAAGAAAUAUACAUGUUCAGUCUCCCAAUUAAGGAGUGUGAAAUUGUAGAUACCAUAUUGGGUUCAAGUUUAAAAGAUGAAGUCCUCAAAAUCAUGCCAGUUCAAAAGCAGACUUGUGCUGGUCAGAGAACCCGUUUUAAAGCAAUUGUUGCAAUGGGGGACCAUAACUGUCACGUUGGGCUAGGAGUUAAAUGUGCUAAGGAGGUCGCUACAGCUAUUAGAGGUGCUAUUAUUCAGGCAAAGCUGUCAAUAAUUCCUGUAAGGAAAGGGUACUGGGGUAAUCAGAUUGGAAAACCACACACUGUUCCAUGUAAAGUGACUGGAAAAUGUGGUUCUGUGUCAGUACGUUUGAUCCCAGCCCCUCGUGGGACAGGUAUUGUUGGUGCUCCAGUUCCCAAAAAACUCCUUCAAAUGGCUGGUAUCGACGAUGUGUACACAAGUGCUCGGGGUCAGACCUCAACCUUGGGAAAUUUCGCUAAAGCAACUUACGCAGCCAUACGAGCUACCUAUGAGUAUCUAACACCUGAUUUGUGGGACGUUGUUCCAAAAACAAAACACAUAUUUGUUGAAUAUGCCGGAUAUCUUAACAAAAUUGCUAAAGAAGUUUGAAUGAUAAUAUAUGUUGGUGGAUAUUAAUUUGUUCUGUUAAUGUAAGUUUGCAGUGGUAUAACAGUUUUCUGGAUAAAUUUGUUCCGCGAGUCCACCCAA
Messenger RNA from Schistosoma mattheei, 968 nucleotides. NCBI's taxonomy places the organism in Eukaryota, Metazoa, Platyhelminthes, Trematoda, Strigeidida, Schistosomatidae. The record is from the annotation of a GenBank genome assembly.